AUGCUUCAUCUCAAAGAUCCACCUGCUACUAAAGUUCAUCAAGACGACUUUUCCCCGGGCAAGGGGAAUGCCUUGCAGGCUUGUGUCGCUUCCUUGUUUGAUCAACCCUUGGAUGAGGUUCCCAACUUUAUCGAACUGGACUGUGGCUAUGAACAGGGGAUACAAGACUACUUACAACAGAACAAAUCUAGCUACACGGCUGUCAAGAAGAAACCCAGCAACGACAACACGGACAAUGACACCGGGAAGCUCUGUAUUCUGCGAGGCAAAUCACCUCGUGGUGACUUUGGGCACGUGAUUGUGGCCAGGGUGGUGGAAGGAGGGGAUAAAGAGACAACCUUCACGCCCGUGCACGACCCUCAUCCCGAGGGAACCUUUCUGGAUAACAGUGAACCAUUUGGAUGGUACAUGACUUUUGAGAAGGCUUGA
This is a messenger RNA of Seminavis robusta, 429 nucleotides long. Lineage: Eukaryota; Bacillariophyta; Bacillariophyceae; Naviculales; Naviculaceae. The record is from the annotation of a GenBank genome assembly.